CCCAAAAUGCAUCAAACUAAAACAAUAUGGCUACCUAGUUGUACUUCCUGGGUGAUAUUAUCGUAUUUUUUUGAGGAGGAUAUCAAACUUUGCAAACAUAACAGCUUUGAAGCCCACGUUUAGCGCCUGUUGCGCUGUCGGAGAGAUGGGGGCCAAUGCUUCCCAGCUGGAGAAGGAAAUUGGCUCGGAGCAGUUCCCAACCAAUGAACAUUACUUUGGAUUGGUCAAUUUUGGCAACACGUGUUACUGCAACUCGGUGCUGCAGGCGCUCUACUUCUGCCGGCCGUUUCGAGAGAAAGUGCUGCAGUACAAGCAGCAGGUCAAGAACCAGAAGAAGGAGACGCUUCUCACCUGUCUGGCCGACCUGUUUUACAGCGUUGCCACGCAGAAGAAGAAAGUGGGAACCCUUGCGCCGAAAAAGUUUAUCACGAGGUUACGAAAAGAAAAUGAGCUCUUUGACAACUACUUGCAGCAGGAUGCCCACGAGUUCCUCAACUAUUUGCUCAACACAGUGGCAGAUCUACUCACAGCGGAGAAGAAAGGUGCCCAGAAAGGAACGGAGAACAACGCCAACGCUAAACCAGAUCCGACGUGGGUCCACGACAUAUUUCAGGGAACUUUGACAAAUGAGACGAGAUGUCUUAAUUGUGAAACAGUGAGCAGCAAAGACGAGGACUUCCUGGACCUGAGCGUGGACGUGGAGCAGAACACGUCCAUCACACACUGCCUCAGGGGCUUCAGCAACACGGAGACGCUGUGCUCGGAGCACAAGUACUACUGCGAGGUCUGCUGUAGCAAGCAAGAGGCGCAGAAGAGAAUGCGAGUGAAGAAAUUGCCUCAGAUUUUGGCCCUGCACUUGAAACGCUUCAAGUACAUGGAGCACUUAAACCGCUACAUCAAGGUCUCCUACAGAGUUGUGUUUCCCCUAGAACUACGCCUUUUCAACACGUCUGACGAUGCCUUCAACCCCGAGCGUCUCUACGAUCUAGUGGCUGUGGUGGUGCAUUGUGGGUCUGGACCAAAUCGAGGUCACUACAUCAGCAUCGUGAAAAGCCACGGCUUUUGGCUGCUUUUUGACGAUGAUAUUGUAGAUAAAAUUGAUGCCAGCCAAAUCGAAGAAUUCUAUGGGGUGCCAUCAGACAUGCAGAAAAACUCGUCAGAAUCUGGAUACAUUUUGUUUUAUCAGUCCCGGGAGUAACCCAAGAGUUUGUACUGCCGGUUUAUUUAUUUAUUUUUUUGUUUUACGAGAAUGUUUUUGUUCCAAGCGCAGAGGCAGAAAAACCACGAGGCAUAAUGUGAGGGGGUGGGGGGGGGGGGACGACGCAAAAGGGUGGUGGAUCGCCUGCCGCACAAAAGAGAUUUCGCGGUCUGUUGUGGAGGCGGCUCAUCAUAUUGUACCGCCCCGCUCUCGCUUUUCGCUUCUUCGCUCUGUACCUAUUCACCUUUUUUUUGGGGGGGGGGGGGGAGGUCGGGGGGGUUGUUGUUUUGUUUUUGUUUUGUGCUUGGGGGCCAUUUUUUCUUGAACCUUAAUUGUAUGUAGGUCCGACCAACAUUUUUUCUUUCGUUCAGGUUUGUGUGUCCAAAUAAGACUAAAAACUUGAGAGCUUUUCAUUUUAGAUGUGUUUCUGUUGAACGCUUGGUAUGCAACAUGGAUAUUGUUGAUGAUUAUUUAACAAGUACAGAAGAAGUCAGUAUUUCAGUUACCCAUGAUCAAUCUUCAUUCUCCCUAUAAGCAAGUUUACACAGAUGGAAAACCCUUGUCCUAUUAUAUGAACCUGAUAUAAGUUAUACGGUUUACUAGCUCCUAUUAAAAACAUGGUAUGAUGGAAGUGAUACUCUUACUUUACCUUUACGAUUCAGCGGCCAUUUGAGUUCUAGCCCUUCCUGCCUGUGGAUAUGGCAAAGAGUUGUGUAAGUGAUAAGACUGUCACUUAAUAUUGCUAUAGCUUUUCCACUGUGGUGGUAUGAUUAUAAUAAUGAAAAACAGAUUUUUUCUUAAAAAUCGGGGGUGAAUCCAGGCGGAAAAAAACUGUCUGGAAUGCAUCCGCAUUUUUCUCUUCCUUUUUAUAAUUGUUGGAACAGUACCAAUUUGACUCCAUAUAUACAAGGACUGAAGAAUGCGUACCUACAACUACUUUCCCUAUUUCUACAAUUUUUUUUACAUUGCACAAAUUUCACCCAGUGCGAAGAAGGCACCACUUGUGUAUGUCCGAGACGUCAUGGUUCCCCCCCCCCCCCCCCCCCCAUAAAAUAGUAAUCCCCCUUUUUGAAUAUGGAAUGACCUAGGUUGACCCUAUUUUUCUUGUUUCUCUUUGAAUUGCUAUUUGUACUGACCUUAAUCUGAUACCUGUAUACAAAGUUUUGGCCCCUUCAAGUUAAUCGUAAGCCGACCCCAUUGUGCGAGCUACUCCAAAGGGGUCGCGGGUUCACUCCUUUUUUUUGUGUGUCUCUCUCUCUCUCUCUCUCUCUCUCUCUCUCCCUCCCUCCCUCCUUCCCUACCUAUCCUUCCUCCUUCCUUCCUCCUUCCCCCUGGCCAGUGACCUCUUACACCAUGUUUCAUUCUCUGGCUGUUUGUUUUGUUCUAUUCAGAGAGUUGUGUGGGAUUUUUGUGCCUCGAGGACCACCACGAAACACUUGUGGAAUUUAUUCUCUUUACAAUAGGGGGGGGGGGGGGGGGGAAUCUAACAACAGUCUAGAAAAUGCCCUCUAGUUGUGAAAUGUUUUACGGUACGUCUCCAUCGACACAAUUUAGAUCUUAUUGGAGGCUGGCUUCUUGGUUGGUCCUGUCUGCCGAGAAACCAUCAGCCCCAGCUGGAUGGGAUCUUGUAUCCCAGCAGAGAGACACGAGAUACUCGAUAAAGUAUCAGUACACUUCCCCGUGGAGGGGGAGGGGGGACAGAUUCAAAUUGGUGUCUUCUGCACGCAAGAGCAAAAGCUCGACCUAUUUGUCGCGUACGUCGCUGUUAAAAUGUCCUCAGCCCCUGGAAAUAUAAAAAUUCUGUCUCCGUCUGUCUUGUCCCGGAGCUUCUUUUGCUGUUUCUGCCUGUAUUAUGUUUUACAUGAUGUAUUUGAAUUUCUUUUGGGGUUUUUUUGUGUCUUGGUUUUCUUUUUUCUUUUUAAAAAAAAUUACUUAAUCCUGACGGGUAGCCUUCUGAAGCUCCCGCUAGAUUCAAGAACUUAUGACCCUGUGACCUUGAUCCUGUUGGCGGAGAGGUACCAGAUUGUGGUUAUGCAGAAACGAGUGCAAUGGUAUAAAUAUGUUUUUCUGGUUUUUUUGUUUUGUUUCAUUGGGGGAGUUGUUUGUUCAUUUUUUUUUUUUCAUUUUUGUAUCAGUUUGUUCAAGGAUUUUGCUUGAUGAUUACAAGAUGGAAUCUACUAUUGAUGUGACUUAAAGAGAAAAUUGUUUGUUGCUGUGUUGAGUGAGGGAUUAUUGCAACCAGAGAUAUAUAUAAUAAUAUGAGUUGAUGUUUGUGUGAAGAUUGAGACUGUUUGCACAUGUUGGACAGUCUUGAUUUUGGGGGAUUUUUUUUUUUAGGUGGUGGAGGUGUGUUUUUUGUUGUGAAUUUUUUCGUGUGAGAUAGUGAAACAUAUUGUAGAUUGACGAGGAUCAUUUGAUUCAUUAGAUUACUGAAUAAUAACAAGUUUGGAUUGUUGAUUUUUUACCCAUUUUUGCGCAUUGAGCAUUUUAGGUAGGCCUUGUACUUUAGAAGAAAAAUCUCAGAGUGAAUGUUCCUAAUCUAACUCCACGGGCAUUUGUUUUGAUCUCGUCUUGUGACUGCUAUCUCAGUUUUUUGUUUUUUGUUGUUUUUUUCUCUCUUCCCUCGAGAUGUGUUCAUUUGUGGUGUGUUAAAAUAGGCCUGAAGGAGGCGGCCGAACCAGUCUCGACUUUUGGCUCCCUCGCCUAACCAGUCUCGACUUUUGGCUCCUUCGCCUAACCAGUCUCGACUUUUGGCUCCCUCGCCUAACCAGUCUCGACUUUUGGCUCCUUCGCCUAACCAGUCUCGACUUUUGGCUCCCUCGCCUGACCAGUCUUGACUUUUGGCUCCCUCGCUGCUAGGAUGUUGUAAUAAGAUUCGCACACACUGGUUCUAGUAACCAUAAUGUUGAGGGGUCCAGUAGACUGUUGUUUGUUGACUCUAUGGAUACCGUGUGUUUAUGCCUUUCUCGGAUGCUUUGCUUGAUGACAUAAUCUGUUCUUAACCUUACACGAAGCAUUUGAGAGCUUGUUGAAUACUUUUUUUUUGUUUUCAUAAUCUGACCA
Molecule: messenger RNA, 4261 nt
Organism: Aplysia californica (California sea hare)
Lineage: Eukaryota; Metazoa; Mollusca; Gastropoda; Aplysiida; Aplysiidae
Product: ubiquitin carboxyl-terminal hydrolase 12
Exons: 9
Coding region: 146-1198 (350 amino acids)
Biological process (GO): protein deubiquitination
Cellular component (GO): nucleus; cytosol
Molecular function (GO): cysteine-type deubiquitinase activity; cysteine-type endopeptidase activity
Source: RefSeq, a predicted model, not a curated record